AUGGGGAACGAAUUAGACAACCAGGAAGAUUUCUUGAAAGAAUUUCUUAUUCCUUCAGCUCAAUUGCCAUGGCAAUUACUUGAUCUCACUCAAACUGACCUCAAAGAUUCAAACAAAAACUCUCAACUAUUCAACUCUCUUUUAACUCUCCCAAAAUCUAUUUCGAAAACCACUCUAACUUUUAAAAGAAAAGGAUUUGAAUGCACCAUCUCCGAUUCUGCUGAAGUGUUAGAUUUAUCUACUUUAAAUAAUAACGAUGCCACUACUUCUGCAUCGCUAUCUAGAAAUUAUACUUCCAAAAACGAUUCAGUUUUAGGUCAAUCAAGUUUUUUACCUUUUAAACCUGGUGGAAUUAAUACUGAAUCAAUAAAAAAUAAUACUUCAUCAAUGCAUAGAGACGAAUUUAACUUGUUUGAUAUCCCCCAAGGCUUGUCUAGAGGUUUAUUUAUAAAAAAUACUUCAACCUCAAAGGACUACUUGAAUUUUCAAAAAUUCGAAGAUUCAAAUGAUACAUUUGAAGAUUCAGACAAUAAACUUGAUCAAAUUAACCAAAUUAACCAAAUCGAUGAAAAUAUAAACCAACCCGACUCUCAAUCCAAUAAUGAUUCUAAAAACAACGUCUCUAAAAAUUCCAUCUUUAAAAAUGAUACUCUAAAUGAAAUCGAUGAAUUAUUGCCCUUUAAAGUAUCCUUCAAUUCCAACAACAAUGAUUCUAAUAAACCAAAAUCAAAACAUAGAAAAUAUGCCCACGUAAUUGAUAUUAACCAUAAAAUUGAUAACUUUGAAGAACUUGUCCCAGACAUGGCUAGAACUUGGCCCUUCACUCUUGAUGUUUUCCAAAAAGAAGCCAUUUACCAUUUAGAACAAAAUGAUUCAGUCUUUGUUGCUGCUCAUACCUCUGCUGGAAAAACUGUUGUUGCUGAAUACGCAAUUGCUAUGGCUCAUAGAAACAUGACAAAGACAAUUUAUACUUCUCCCAUUAAAGCACUCUCAAAUCAAAAAUUCAGAGAUUUUAAGGAAACCUUUCCAGACAUUGAAAUCGGCUUGAUUACAGGUGAUGUCCAAAUUAACCCUCAUGCUGAUUGUUUAAUUAUGACUACUGAAGUUUUAAGAAGUAUGUUAUAUAGAGGUGCUGAUUUGAUUAGAGAUGUUGAAUUUGUCAUAUUCGAUGAAGUUCAUUAUGUCAAUGACAUUGAUCGUGGUGUUGUUUGGGAGGAAGUCAUUAUUAUGCUUCCUGAUCAUGUCAAGUUUAUUUUAUUAUCUGCCACUGUUCCUAACACUUUGGAAUUUGCAGAAUGGAUUGGUCGAACUAAACAAAAAGAUAUUUACGUUAUUUCAACAACAAAACGUCCAAUUCCUUUAGAAAUAUCAAUCUGGGCAAAAAAUAAGCUUUUUACAAUAAUAGAUGCUGAACGAAAUUUUUUGGAUCUAAAUUUUAAAAAACAUAAGGAGGAAUUUGAAAAACCCUCUCGCCAAUUUCUUACAAAUAAUAGAGGCAGAAAAAAUACUAAUGCAAAUCAAAGAGGUUCUUUAGCUGGAAACAGAGGUUCUUUAGACAGAAACAGAGGUUCUUCUGGUGGAAAUAGAGGUAGAAUGGUCAAACAAACACAAUCUUUCAAAUCAUCUUAUGAUGGUCCAAAUAAAAGCACUUGGCCAAAGUUAGUUCAAUAUCUAAAAUCUAAUGGCUUGUUACCAGGUGUUAUUUUUGUAUUUAGUAAAAAAAGAUGUGAAGAAUAUGCUGAUUUUCUAACUGGCGUUGAUUUUUGUACUGCAAAAGAAAAAUCACAGAUAAGAAUAUUUAUUGAUAGAGCCGUUUCUAGAUUGAAAAAAGAUGAUAAAGAUUUACCUCAAAUUCUAAAAGUAAGAGAAAUGCUAAGCAGAGGAAUCGGUGUUCAUCAUGGUGGUUUAUUGCCAAUUGUAAAGGAAAUAAUUGAAAUUUUAUUCUCAAAAACAUUAGUUAAGGUUUUGUUUGCUACAGAGACGUUUGCAAUGGGUUUAAAUUUGCCCACCAGAACAGUUGUUUUUGACAAAUUAAGAAAGCAUGAUGGAAAAAAUUUUAGGAAUCUUUUGCCUGGUGAAUUUACUCAGAUGUCUGGAAGAGCUGGUCGAAGAGGAUUGGAUCCAAUUGGAACAGUAAUAGUAAUGGCAUACAACAAUCCAUUGGAAUCUUUAUCAUUUAAAGAAGUCACACUAGGUCUUGCAACAAAAUUGACUUCUCAAUUCCGUUUGACCUAUAUUAUGAUUUUAAAUUUAUUGAGGAUUGAAGCAUUAAAAGUAGAAGAAAUGAUCAAACAUUCAUUUAGUGAAAAUCUAAACCGUUCUUUGUUGCCUGAACAUGAAAAAUUGACAGAAAAUUUGCAAAAUAAAUUGAAAGAUUUAGAAUUUGAGUUAUCCAAAGAAAACUUUGAAUUUUCUUCCUUCACAGAAAAAGACAUUGAAGAACUUUGUUUAUUAUUUAAAAGAUACAAUCAGAUUCAAGUUGAGAUUAUUUCUGAGGCAUUUAAAGGAAAUUUAACAAAGCAUUUUAAAACAGGGAAACUUUUGGUUUUCAUAGACAAUAAUGGCUAUACAAGACCUGGCUUAAUUUUGAAAAUUGAUCUUCAUUUACAAAAAUUUAUUAUUCUAUCCCCCACUAUAAAUAUUAAGGAAGCAGAGAAACUGAAAGAUGUUCCAUUUAGCAAUAUACCUUAUAUAACAUCAAUUAGUGGUUUUACCAAACUAUUGUUUCCAACUUGGCAUUUUGAAAAAGGACUUGAACAAACUGAAAUUUCAUUUGGCCAAAUUAACAUAAUUUUUGAUGAUUCACUAGAUAUUUCAUUUCAAAAAUUACUUAAUAAUGACUCUUCCGAAACAGAAAAAUUUAGGUCUCAGUUUAAUAAAUUAUUAAGGUUUUCACAUUCAUGGAAAGAUCUAGUGUGGAACAAAACCACUUUAGAAUUGAAUGAUUUGAUGAAGCAACAGUUCGAUGUAUCAAAGCAAAUCGCUAAUAAUCAAAAUUUUUCUAAUGCAAUUCAAUCUGAAUAUUUCCUAAGAAAGUAUAAGAUUAUUAAUAAAAAAAUCGAGACAAAUGAAGAGAUCCAAAGAUUGCAGUAUUUAGUUUCAGACCAAAAUUUAAAGUUGUUGCCUGAUUACCAACAAAGAUUGUUGGUGUUAAAAAAAUUGGAAUUUGUAGAUAAAAAUUUAAAUGUUUUAUUAAAAGGAAGGAUUGCUUGCGAGAUUAGCUCAGGAUGGGAGCUAUUUAUUACCGAGUUGAUUGUAGACAAUUUUCUUGGUGAGUUUGAGCCUGAAGAGAUUGUUGCCUUGUUGACAUGUUUUGUAUAUGAGGGUCGUACCAAAGAUGAGGAAGAACCAUUAAUUACUGCCAGAUUAGAAAAAGGUAAACAAAAGAUAAAGAAGAUAUCCGAGGUUAUCCUAGCAACUUAUCAACAAUUUCAAGUUCCCUUGACUAGAGACGAAGAAGAAUUUAUGGAUUCUAAGAGAUUCGCGUUAUGCAAUGUUGUUUAUGAAUGGGCAAGAGGCAUGAGUUUUAAGAAGAUAAUGGAAAUUAGUCCUGAGGCAGAAGGUACAAUUGUGCGUGUGAUAACAAGAUUGGAUGAGGUCUGUAGAGAAGUUAAAAAUGCUGCUCUAAUUGUUGGGGAUUCUAGGUUGCACUCCAGUAUGACUGAUGCUCAAGAUAAAAUCAAAAGGGAUAUUGUUUUUUGCGCCAGUUUAUACUUAUAG
This is a messenger RNA of Ascoidea rubescens DSM 1968, 3720 nucleotides long. It is a transcript of the gene SKI2, whose product is annotated as SKI complex RNA helicase subunit SKI2. The coding region runs from base 1 to 3720 and encodes 1239 amino acids. NCBI's taxonomy places the organism in Eukaryota, Fungi, Ascomycota, Saccharomycetes, Ascoideales, Ascoideaceae. Gene Ontology annotation, molecular function: RNA binding; ATP binding; RNA helicase activity. Gene Ontology annotation, biological process: nuclear-transcribed mRNA catabolic process, 3'-5' exonucleolytic nonsense-mediated decay. Gene Ontology annotation, cellular component: Ski complex. The record is from RefSeq and is a predicted model, not a curated record. The transcript has a single exon.